This is a messenger RNA of Misgurnus anguillicaudatus (oriental weatherfish), 3808 nucleotides long. RefSeq names its product thyroid hormone receptor alpha b (gene thrab). Gene Ontology annotation, biological process: positive regulation of transcription by RNA polymerase II; thyroid hormone receptor signaling pathway; cell differentiation. The record is from RefSeq and is a predicted model, not a curated record. Gene Ontology annotation, molecular function: nuclear receptor activity; RNA polymerase II cis-regulatory region sequence-specific DNA binding; zinc ion binding. Gene Ontology annotation, cellular component: RNA polymerase II transcription regulator complex. NCBI's taxonomy places the organism in Eukaryota, Metazoa, Chordata, Actinopteri, Cypriniformes, Cobitidae.
AUAAAUUGUUUUAUGCGCACUCUAUGGUACUGUACAUGAGAGUUGUACUGGGAGGGAGGAGCGAUCGUAGUAUUUCUCCUCAUUUCAAAUCCCUGUCGUGGCAGCCCGGCCAGAGCACUUUUUCUCCCCCCUUCGCAACCAAGGGGGAAAACCAAGACCAAAAGCUCAGUGCAUGUCCUAAAUAGCAGAAGGGGGACUUUGGAGGAAGGAAACAUUAGUUUGAAGGCACGCGGCGGAGGUAUCGGUUCACUGUGCGCACUCGUGUCUCUACACUGGAUACGCGAACCAGUGGAUUUCCACUUCUCGGGAUCCUCCAAAUCAGCGUCAAACCCCGCCAAACAUUCACAAGAACCUGUGAAGCUGAAAAGGAGCGUGUGUGCUUUUUAAAUUGCUGAAGUCAGCAGUGAGGUUGCCAAACACUACACAAAAACGUCCAUGGAUUGUGAUCAACUUCUCUGUGCUGGAAGAUCGGACUGUUGGCUGCGUUUCUCUCCUUCAUAAUUUCACCCUUCAUUCAACACUCGGAUCCUUGACACCACGGUGGUGGCCUGCAGUUCUACAGUUUCCAAGCUUGGGGAAAUCGUUAACCAGAGACGACACGUAACAGGACACUGAUCUCAUCACACAUUGUCGCAUUACAGUUGUGCAUCUGGGUUGGAGAGUGAGGCGGGCUUGGUUUGCGGGCGCCGCUCCGCAGAGCCGUCCGAUGACUGUCUGAAUCAUCACAACCCACGAAUGACAGACGUGCAUUCGAGGGUGGGGCCCGCCUCAGUCUCACAUGAUUGGCCGCUGGAUGGAAAUAAGGUGAAUGGAACACAUGCCCAAGGAGCAAGACUCAAACCAAUCAGAGGGAGAAGAGAAACGGUGGCUCGAUGGCCCGAAAAGGAAGAGAAAAAACAGCCAGUGUUCGAUGAAGAGCAUGUCUGGGUACAUCCCCAGCUACUUGGAGAAGGAUGAGCCGUGUGUGGUGUGUGGAGACAAAGCUACUGGCUAUCAUUACCGCUGUAUUACCUGUGAGGGUUGCAAGGGGUUCUUCAGGCGCACCAUCCAGAAGAACCUCCAUCCCUCUUACUCCUGUAAAUACGAUGGCUGCUGCAUCAUCGACAAGAUCACCCGCAAUCAGUGCCAGCUGUGUCGCUUUAAGAAAUGCAUCGCCGUGGGCAUGGCAAUGGAUCAACAAGGAAAAUCAAGAAGCCAGUUUCCUUUUUUGUUUUACAUACUUGGUUCUGGACGACAGCAAACGGGUAGCAAAGAGACGUCUGAUUGAAGAGAAUCGAGAGAAGAGGAAGAAAGAGGAGAUAGUAAAGUCGUUGCAGACUCGACCAGAACCAACCAGCUCGGAGUGGGAGCUGAUUCGCAUGGUGACAGAAGCUCACCGGCAUACCAAUGCACAGGGCUCUCACUGGAAACAGAAGCGCAAGUUCCUGCCGGAGGACAUUGGACAAUCUCCAGUGGCCCCCACAUCAGAUGGGGACAAAGUGGAUCUGGAAGCCUUUAGCGAGUUUACCAAGAUCAUCACGCCGGCCAUCACACGCGUUGUCGACUUUGCCAAAAAACUGCCCAUGUUUUCGGAGCUGCCUUGUGAGGAUCAGAUCAUUUUGCUGAAGGGCUGCUGUAUGGAGAUCAUGUCCUUACGUGCUGCAGUACGGUAUGACCCUGAAAGUGAGACCCUGACACUUAGCGGAGAGAUGGCUGUCAAAAGAGAACAGCUAAAGAAUGGAGGGCUAGGCGUGGUAUCUGAUGCCAUCUUCGACCUGGGCAAGAGCCUGGCUCAAUUCAACCUGGAUGACACCGAGGUGGCCCUGCUGCAGGCUGUACUGCUCAUGAGCUCAGAUCGCACAGGCCUGACAUGCAUGGAGAAGAUCGAGAAGUGUCAGGAGAUGUACCUUCUGGCGUUCGAACACUACAUCAACUAUCGCAAGCACAACAUUCCUCAUUUCUGGCCCAAGCUGCUGAUGAAGGUGACGGACCUGCGGAUGAUCGGAGCCUGCCACGCCAGUCGCUUCCUGCACAUGAAGGUGGAGUGCCCCACUGAACUCUUCCCGCCUCUUUUCCUGGAGGUCUUUGAGGAUCAGGAAGUGUGAUGUUCCCAGGCUGGAGAAUCAGGAACGUUUAUACGAAACCGCGUUUCUCACCCCUUCUCACACCCCUCAACGCACCAAACCCACCACCAGCAGCUGCAUUGGCAGGGGUCAUCACUGGAACGGCUUUCAUACGGAGGUUAUAGCCGACAGCUUUUUAUACAGAAUACUCAGCCCUCCCCGUCUACAAAACUCCCAACGCUUGGCCCUUCUGUCUGUGUAUAAUGUCUUACCAACACCUUAGACACAUUAACAUACAGAUUUAUAAACACACACACUCGGGUUAGGCUUACAGGUGCAGUACUUGAUUAUGUACAUUACAUGUAUAGACACCGCACUACUGUCGCCAUCUCAGAAUGGCUCUGUGGGUCAGAGCUGUACUAGAGGAGUAUGUCUAGACCCUCGGCUAAGACUGGAGGGCUUUCCUGGUGUCGCGGCUUUCCUGGUUCCUCUCACCAGUCUGUGAAGUGGUCAGUUAAUUUCAGUCACAUAAAUCUCAGCGUCUCGUGAGGUUACGGUGUAUACCCGACCGGCAUCUUAGAUACUUCGAGUUCCACCUUAACGUGGAGCCUUCCGAACAGACCUCAUUAUUCUCUUGCGUGUUCAGCAGGAGGAGAUUUCUGAACCAAAUCAGGUGCUAUAUUUAACUAAAGCUUCUCAUAAUGAUUUGGGACCUUUAGAGAACACGCCCUCCCUCCCUUCGCUGUAGGACGCAGACCGUUUGAAAGCUCGUCGCUCGGGGCUCAUAAAUGCUGCGAGUGGUUCUUUUUUGCCAUUGUGUGGGUUUUCACGCUGGCCCAUUCUGAAUGAUAUAUGAGCUCUUCUGUGUUCCGAGAAAGUCACGCUGAGAUACAGAAAGAUCGGAGACCCCUGAGCGCCGUCGAUGUGCAUCUGAAUCGCACUGAUUUGUAUGUUUUACAGGUGUCGGCAGGGAGUCAGUAUUACCAUCCUCUCGAACCCAGCACACGCAUACAAUUAUAUUCAAACACACCUCGAAACUCGAAUGCCUCAUUUUUACUGUACGCACUGCAGCGCUGUCGUUCCGGACCGUCAUGCGGGGCUUUGGUGGUCCGGUCCAGCCCCUCUGUGCGCUACUCAGAUGCUACUGUUGCCCAGUCUGUGUAAACACUCCUGACGGGCCCUGGUGGACUGGCUGUUGUUGUUGUGUUUUUUUUCUCGUUUGUUUGUUCGUUUUUGUUUUACCUCAAAUGUGAGCACACAUCCAGCUGGCUGCGGAUCUGAGACUGCCUCUGUGCUGACAGGUUCUACCUCACCUCUGAACACAGGGCAGCUAGCCUCAGCCUCCUCUCUUUUACACACACACCUAAACUUACACAUAAUUUCACACACGGACGGCCAUACAAAACGCAGGAGGAAAGAAACACACACUUGGUUUCGAAAAACCACUGAAGACAGGAGGGCCCGCCAUUCCUUAUUGUAGCCUGUCAGAUUCCUCCAUGUUUUUUUUUUGUUUUUUUUUUAAGUCGGGCUGAGAGAAAAUUUCUGUAUUUUGUUGUUUCUUUGAGUGUGGGACCAAGCGUCGCUCUAAAAGUUAAGCUUAAAACGGACGCUAAUUUUUUCGGCUAACCCAUAAAAGCCGCCGAGGAGCUGAAGAGAGAACUACAGUGUGAGAAGAUGAAUGACCCGUUUAUCGAUGGGUCGAUCACUGUUGAUUUUUUACUUUCUCAAAACCAAGUAGUUGGCGAAAACAAGUUGAGCAAGGGGUC